Messenger RNA from Perognathus longimembris pacificus (Pacific pocket mouse), 1252 nucleotides. RefSeq names its product deoxynucleotidyltransferase terminal interacting protein 1 (gene Dnttip1). Bases 55 to 1047 code for a protein of 330 amino acids. The transcript has 13 exons. Gene Ontology annotation, molecular function: nucleosome binding; DNA binding. Gene Ontology annotation, cellular component: nucleus. Lineage: Eukaryota; Metazoa; Chordata; Mammalia; Rodentia; Heteromyidae. The record is from RefSeq and is a predicted model, not a curated record.
GCCACUUUCCGGCCGGUGGCAGAGUCGAGCUCAAGUUGUGGGGUCGAGGGCGCCAUGGGGGCCACAGGCGACGCUGAGCAACCGCGGGGACCCGGCGGGACAGAGCGGGGCAGCCUCGAGCUGGGGGAUGCGGGCGCAGCCGGGCAGCUGGUUCUCACGAAUCCUUGGAACAUAAUGAUAAAGCACCGACAGGUGCAGCGAAGGGGCCGCCGCUCACAAAUGACGACCAGUUUCACAGAUCCUGCCAUCUCCAUGGAUCUCCUCCGAGCUGUCUUGCAGCCCAGUAUCAAUGAAGAAAUCCAGGCUGUUUUCAACAAGUACAUGAAGUUCUUCCAGAAAGCGGCACUGAAUGUUCGAGACAAUGUUGGAGAAGAGGUUGACACAGAGCAGCUGAUCCAGGAAGCCUGUCGGAGCUGCCUGGAACAGGCCAAGUUACUCUUUUCAGAUGGAGAAAAAGUAUUGCCUAGAUUGGCCCAUGAACUUCCGGGGAUAAAGCGUGGGCGGCAGACAGAAGAGGAGUGUGCCCAUCGAGGAAGCCCCAUUCCCAAAAAGAGGAAAGGACGGCCACCUGGACACCUCCUGUCCAACGACCGGGCCGGCUCCGGCAUGGUCAGAUGGAAGCCAAAAUCCUGUGAACCAAUUCGCCGAGAAGGCCCCAAGUGGGACCCAGCUCGGCUGAAUGAAUCUACAACCUUUGUAUUGGGAUCCCGAGCCAACAAGGCCCUAGGGAUGGGGGGUACCAGAGGAAGAAUCUACAUCAAACACCCGCACCUCUUUAAGUAUGCAGCUGACCCCCAGGACAAGCACUGGCUGGCAGAGCAGCACCAUAUGCGGCCAACUGGCGGGAAGAUGGCGUACCUUCUCAUUGAGGAGGACAUCCGGGAUCUUGCUGCCAGUGAUGACUACAGAGGGUGCCUGGACCUGAAGUUAGAGGAGCUGAAAUCUUUUGUCCUCCCCUCCUGGAUGGUUGAGAAGAUGCGAAAGUACAUGGAGACACUACGGACAGAGAAUGAGCAUCGUGCUGCCGAAGCACCUCCGCAGACCUGAGGAGUCUCCUGUCUACACUGGGCAGCACCUCCGAGACCCUCUUCAGCCAGCAUGGCCAGGGGCCGUUCCUGGCACUGCUUCUCCAUGGAUCUCAGCAGCAUUGAGCUGUGCAUGGGCGAGUUUGUAGAGCAUCCCAGGACUGGCACAUUUGUUCGAUAUUUGUAAAGUUAUUGGAAUAAGAAGCAAUUAAACAGUUUUUAGUAAA